Messenger RNA from Giardia duodenalis, 1470 nucleotides. RefSeq lists its product as uncharacterized. The coding region runs from base 1 to 1470 and encodes 489 amino acids. Lineage: Eukaryota; Fornicata; Diplomonadida; Hexamitidae. The record is from RefSeq and is a predicted model, not a curated record. The transcript has a single exon.
AUGAUCAUCCAACACCCGGAUUCCUGCGCCCUAGGCCUAUCAAGUCCUGUGUGCAGCACAGUGCUGUGCAUCCGUGAGAUAAUCGAUAUCAUUGCAAAUGCAUGUUUACAGGAUAAACAUUUAGGCAAGAAAACACACACUCUCACGCUUUCUGACGCGAGUAUUUUUUCUGAACCGCUAUCUAAACGCUAUCCUGCUAGAGACGCUUCCGUGGCUACAGACACCAGAGUUCGACACUGCCAGGAGCGUCCUAGCAUCAGAGGUUGCACCACAGGAGGCAUGGUAGCUGUGAACUGUAAGCUCGAUGGCGGCAGGUUCAUUACAUUAACAAUAGCAAUCUCCGGCCUUCCUAUCUCAUGUGAAGAAGGUCAAAGACUGGCCAAUCUUAUCUUUUUGGACAACCACAAGGAGUGUGAAAGUAACGAUAAGUUGUCACUACUUGAACGUUUUGUCCUGGAUCUAAGGAGUGUGAUUAUAUCUGCAAACAGAUCUACCGGAAAGCCUGCCAUCAUUGAAAUCCUUGAUGCUGCAAGCAGGCUUCGAUUUACGCUCCACAUUCCUCAGAAGGACCUGCGCUACUGCGCACACUAUACUCUGGAGGAGCCGGGCAUGCUCCUUGAACUGGCACUUCCAAUGGAGACAAGUCUCGGCAAAACCCUUAGGUCCUAUCUUGAUGCCCUGGCUCUAGGGUUCUUUUUCAUUCUUCAUCCCAGGAUAGUGUUCUAUGCUCCCGUGCUGGGGUUAAGCGAAGACUUUCUUCCUCGGUAUCAACUGACAGCCGAUGAGGAUUAUCUACGUACUACACUGGCUAGGCUAUAUAAAAAGGACCUUGUCGUUGCUACCAGUGACACUUCCAAGAAUGACUACUCUCUAGCUGUUUCCAUUUGCAUGUCGCCAUCUUCAGAGCGCUUAGAUCACUUUUCGGUGGAGUACUUGGUAGUAGUUAAUAGCACACCAUUGACAGGACUACGCUCUCCCUUAUGUCCCACAGCAUUGGAGAGUCUAGACUUCCUUGCGGAGUAUGAUAUAACUCUCAAUAGAUUUGCUCUGGCUGAUGAGCUUACUUUGGAGAGACCCUUUAGUUCAUUUUACAGAGCAGCUCCUCAAGGUGGUGCACUAAUAGAAUCCUGUGUUAUCGUUGUAGCCAUUUACUCUAACAAUUGUGCAGGGUUUACAACUCCAGACAAAACGUCUCUGGUUGCUCAUCCUGUCCUCUCCUCUGAUGUACUGAAUAACCUUAUAUCUGCCUUUUCGGAGUGCACGUCUAGAUUUCCGUCUGGUUUGAAGAAAAUAAGUGAUCAGAAGCAGCAGCUGCAGCAGAUGUCCAUUAAGCAUAUCCUCGCCGACAUAGGAGUACUCUCGUCACUUCUUUUAACUGAAGAGGAAUCAAAUGCAUUCACUCGCAAACACCAUGCCAUGUCCCUUGAGGAGGCUAUCUUUAAAGCUUUUUCGCCCAUCUUAGGUGAGUGA